Sesamum indicum (sesame) is the source of this 1903-nucleotide messenger RNA. Its product is annotated as putative sphingolipid transporter spinster homolog 2. Gene Ontology annotation, molecular function: transmembrane transporter activity. Gene Ontology annotation, cellular component: membrane. Lineage: Eukaryota; Viridiplantae; Streptophyta; Magnoliopsida; Lamiales; Pedaliaceae. The record is from RefSeq and is a predicted model, not a curated record. Gene Ontology annotation, biological process: transmembrane transport.
AGAAACGAGUGGGGAAUACGACAAGAACGGGAGAAGCCAUUUCCACAUUGUGGCUUCCAAUAUUAAACAAACACCAUUGGUCAAAGCUUCUAAUUUAACUGGAUUUAUAGUUCGUAUUUUAUCCUUUUCAUGGGAGAGGAGCAGUGGGAAGACCCACAGACGGAUCCUAAUCCAAACCAAACCCGAGCCCGAUUCAGAAGCGGUUUAUUGCAGCUGUGCAUUUGGGGACAGAGAAAGCGCUGAGGAAAGGCAUGGCUAGAGCUCCAACCUCAUCAGUUACCAACCCUUCUUGGUUUACUCCGAGAAGGCUGCUUGCUAUUUUUUGCAUAAUCAAUUUACUGAAUUACAUAGAUCGUGGAACUAUAGCAAGUAAUGGUGUAAAUGGGAGCCGCAGAACUUGCUCAAAGAGUGGCACAUGCUCAUCUGGUAGUGGAAUUCAGGGUGAUUUUGACCUGAAUAAUUUUGAGGAUGGAGUUAUAUCAUCUGCUUUUAUGGUUGGACUCCUUGUGGCAUCGCCAAUAUUUGCAUCCUUAGCCAAGAGCGUCAAUCCUUUUAGACUUAUCGGAGUUGGUUUGAUUGUCUGGACACUUGCAGUUGCUUUUUGUGGUUUUUCAUUUAAUUUUUGGUCCAUCGCAAUCAGUCGCAUGCUGGUGGGUGUUGGUGAGGCUUCUUUUAUAAGUCUUGCUGCUCCAUUCAUUGAUGACAAUGCCCCAGUUGCGCAGAGAACAGCCUGGUUGGGAACAUUUUACAUGUGUAUUCCAACUGGUGUUGCAGUUGGCUAUGUGUAUGGUGGAUUGGUAGGUAACUUUAGUUGGCGUUUGGCAUUCUGGUUGGAGGCAAUCUUGAUGCUCCCUUUUGCCAUUUUAGGCUUUGUGAUGAAACCUUUGCAGUUGAAAGGUUUGUCUCCUGCUGGAUCUAAGAUAGUAUUGACAACGGCAGACGGUUGCUCAGAAUAUCAAGAUGGUGAAGUUUCCAGAAGGGACGAGGAUGCCGAUGAAAGUUCAAAACCUUCGAGGUUGACAGUUUUGACAAUAUUUUGGAAAGAUAUGAAGGUCCUUUUGCUUGAGAAGGUUUACGUGGUGAAUGUUCUUGGUUACAUUGCCUAUAAUUUUGUUAUAGGUGCCUACUCCUACUGGGGACCCAAGGCAGGCUAUAAUAUAUAUCACAUGAGCAAUGCAGAUUAUUUGUUCGGGGGUGUUACAGCAGUAUGUGGAAUAUUUGGGACAGUAGCUGGUGGUCUUGUUCUUGAUCGUAUGACAUCCACGAUAUCCAAUGCUUUUAAGCUUCUUUCAUUUGCUACAUUCAUUGGAGCAAUAUUCUGCUUUGCUGCCUUUUGCUUCAAGAGCUUAUAUGUCUUUUUGGCUCUGUUUUCAAUUGGAGAGCUGCUGGUAUUUGCAACCCAGGCCCCUGUGAAUUUUGUUUGUCUACAUAGUGUCAAGCCUAGUCUCAGACCAUUAUCUAUGGCAAUAUCCACCGUAUCGAUUCAUAUAUUUGGCGACGUGCCGUCCUCUCCCCUAGUUGGGCUUCUCCAGGAUCAUGUUAAUAAUUGGAGGGCAACUGCUCUUAUAUUAACAUCUAUUCUAUUCCUGGCUGCCGCAAUAUGGUUUAUAGGAGUUUUCCUUAAUAGUGUGGAUAGGUAUAAUGAAGAUAGUGAGAAUCCAGUAACUCCAUUGCUUGAAGAGAAGGAGUAGCAGCAGCAGUAGCGAGAAUGCUGCAGAAACACACAGAGCCAUGGCCAGAUGCAGCCGUGAUCAUAUUAGGCCACCAUGGCAUACCAAUAUCACAGGCAUUUCCCUCUCCAUCAUCAACAUGUGUGCGGAUUUUUUUCGUGAAUAGUUUGUGUAUUUUAGCAUAUGUCACAAUAUCUAAGUUCUUAUUGCAAUAUCAAGUUGUUCUCAGUUCA